AUGACUGGAGCUGAAAGAUUCAUCCUGAUUGGCUGUCUGCUGCAAGGGGCCCUGAGCAGUGAGUGGGCAGUCUGGAUGCCUCAGAGUAUUGAAGCUCUGAGUGGAUCCUGUGUGCUGAUUCCCUGCAGAUUUCAGCUUAAGUCUGGGUGGGACAGAGACUUACACCGUCCUGCUGGAGUAUGGAUGAAAGGCGGGACGAAUAGGAAUGGGGACACAGUGAUCGAUUCCAGCCGGACUCGGAAUCGUAUUCAAGGAGGGAUAACUGGAGACUUGCUGAAGAAAAACUGCACCACAGUUCUGAACAACAUCCCAGCAGAUUACAGUGAUAAAUACUUCUUCAGACUGGAGUGCCCCACUGCUCUCAAAUGGACUUUUCAACCAUCUGUCCAGAUUAAUGUCAGAGACUCUCCAUCUAAACCCAAGUUAACCCCAGUGAAGGUGGAGGUGACAGAAGGGAUCUCUGUGAGUUUGACCUGCUCUGCUGCAGCCCCCUGUCCCAAACUCCCCCCAACUCUGACAUGGACCCCCAGACUGAAUGACAGUGUGGAUCAACUGCAGGAGAAUGAGGAUCAAACCAAAUCUGUGUCUUCUGUUCUGACCUUCACUGCUUCACACCUCCUCCAUGGGCAGAAGAUCAGUUGCACUGCACUUUACAAACUGCAGCAAGGAGACGGAGAGAAGAAGUCUGAACAGAGUCUGACUUUCAGCGUUCUGUAUUCUCCAAAGAACACCUCUGCCUCAGUGAGUGCCUCUGGGUCAGUGAUGCUGGGCAGCUCUGUGACUCUGACCUGCAGCAGUAAUGCCAACCCACCAGUGCAGAAUUACACCUGGUAUAAAGUGGAUGGGACAGAGAUGCAGACUGUAGGGUCUGGACAGAAUCUCACCUUCAAUGAGACUGAGCCCAGUGACAGUGGACAGUACUACUGUGAAGCACAGACUGACCAUGGCAUGGAGAACUCAACAACAGUCAGUCUAGAUGUAAAGUAUUCUCCAAAGAACACUUCUGCCUCACUGAGUCCCUCUGGGUCAGUGAUGCUGGGCAGCUCUGUGACUCUGACCUGCAGCAGUAAUGCCAACCCACCAGUGCAGAGCUACACCUGGUAUAAAGUGGAUGGGACAGAGAUGCAGACUGUAGGGUCUGGACAGAAUCUCACCUUCAAUGAGACUGAGUCCAGUGACAGUGGACAGUACUACUGUGAAGCACAGAAUGACCAUGGCAUGGAGAACUCAACAACAGUCAGUCUGGAUGUAAAGUACCUGCCUCAGAUCUCUGCCUCCCAGAGCUGCAUCAUAAGUGCAGCAGGGAUCAGCUGCUCCUGUGAGAGCCGUGGGAAUCCCUCUCCCAGCAUGGAGUGGCGUGUGUCUGGAGUGCGGGUCACUAACUCUACUGACAGAGUCAUCAGGGAGGAGCAGCUGGGGAGCGCUGGCCUGAGGAGCUCCCUCACCAUGCACCACUCACAGAGAGACACGCCCACUCUUCUCUGCCUCAGCACCAACACUCUCGGCUCCUCCAGCCUCCAGCUCCACCUCCCGUGUCCAGAGACUCACUCAGGUGAGAGCUGA
This is a messenger RNA of Megalops cyprinoides (Indo-Pacific tarpon), 1563 nucleotides long. RefSeq names its product myelin-associated glycoprotein-like. Lineage: Eukaryota; Metazoa; Chordata; Actinopteri; Elopiformes; Megalopidae. The record is from RefSeq and is a predicted model, not a curated record. The coding region runs from base 1 to 1563 and encodes 520 amino acids. The transcript has 6 exons.